This is a messenger RNA of Staurois parvus, 566 nucleotides long. The record is from the annotation of a GenBank genome assembly. NCBI's taxonomy places the organism in Eukaryota, Metazoa, Chordata, Amphibia, Anura, Ranidae.
GGGGAUUGGAACACCUGAAUCACAUGAUAUGGAGGGGAUUGGAACACCUGAAUCACAUGAUUUGGAGGGGAUUGGAACACCUGAAUCACAUGAUAUGGAGGGGAUUGGAACACCUGAAUCAUAUGAUAUGGAAGGGAUUGGAACACCUGAGUCACAUGAUAUGGAGGGGAUUGGAACACCUGAAUCACAUGACUGGGAGGGGAUUGGAACACCUGAAUCACAUGAUAUGGCGGGGAUUGGAACACCUGAAUCACAUGAUAUGGAGGGGAUUGGAACACCUGAAUCACAUGAUAUGGAAGGGAUUGGAACACCUGAGUCACAUGAUAUGGAGGGGAUUGGAACACCUGAAUCACAUGAUAUGGAGGGGAUUGGAACACCUGAGUCACAUGAUAUGGAGGGGAUUGGAACACCUGAAUCACAUGAUAUGGAGGGGAUUGGAACACCUGAAUCACAUGAUAUGGAGGGGAUUGGAACACCUGAAUCACAUGAUAUGGAAGGGAUUGGAACACCUGAGUCACAUGAUAUGGAGGGGAUUGGAACACCUGAAUCACAUGAUAUGGAGGGGA